CAUGUUGGCGAAAAUUUCCGAGAUUUUACAAUUGUUGUGUAUAAAGUAUGUAUGUCAUGUUUGGUCUUGUGUGCAUACAAGUACACAUUUGAAAAACUAAAAGUGACAAAAUUUAAAUAAAAUUGAAGAGAAACAAAUGUUAAAAGAAUUUAUUGCCUAAUACAUGUAGUCUAUGCAUUGUGUUAUGCACCUCUCUGAGAAAUUCUGCUUUUCGCGCCAAAUAAUAUGUUAGUAAUUGUUAAAGCAGCGUUCAUGUCCUGCUCCACAUCUUGGCAAGCAAUUGUUUAUUCCAUAAGUGCCGUUUCACACAGGGAUUCAAAAGAGUCUCAUACCAGUUUAUUGUGGGCGAGGGGACGACGAGGAAAGACGAAGGGACCGUGCCACUCGUGUUCGGGUGGAUUUCAAAAUAUUUAGGUAUGUAAUGAUGUGGCUCGCGAACCAUCAAUAUUGCAUACUAAAUGUUCAAUACAUAACGCGUUAAAUAAACAUAAAUUGAACGUGUAGCUGGCAUUGGCAACCAAUGCUUGGCAAUUUAUGUCUUGAAAAUUUUCAAUUUAAUUUUCAAGUUCAGGGUAAAUUUUCUAGAUCAUGUUCAAUCUGUUUUAAUAAGCUUUUCAUCUAGAAAAAUGCAGUAGCAAAGAGUAAUUGAAUUAUAUAUCCGAUGGUUUGACUAAAAAAUGCUUUCGAAAUAUCUCCAAAAUUAUCGAUAGGUGAUUGCUAUACCGGCGUGUUUUUGCUUCCUUUUAUCGUGGUUGAGUCGCCAUUUUCGCAAGCAACGACAGCAGUAUUGAUUCAGUGCGCUUCGGUUUCGGGCAAAAAUAAUUUAGUUAUUAUCCUUCGUGUUAAAGCAAUUGUCAUUGCAAUUGAUAUAGACAAUAUCAUAUUUAGUUCCACGGCUUUAAAACAUAUAUUUUAAAUAAAAAUGGCAGAUGUUGAGAAUGGAAACUCGAAUGGCAAUUACAACGAUGAGCCUAUUACCGAGCCUGAGCAAUUAAGAAAGCUUUUCAUUGGUGGUUUAGAUUACCGAACUACUGACGAUGGCUUAAAAGCGCACUUUGAAAAAUGGGGUAACAUUGUUGACGUGGUUGUAAUGAAAGACCCCAAAACAAAACGUUCCAGAGGUUUCGGUUUCAUUACAUAUUCACAGUCAUAUAUGAUUGAUAAUGCUCAAAACGCUCGUCCUCAUAAAAUUGAUGGACGUACCGUGGAACCUAAAAGGGCCGUACCGCGCCAAGACAUUGACAGUCCAAAUGCGGGCGCUACUGUUAAGAAAUUGUUUGUAGGUGGUCUCCGAGAUGACCAUGAUGAAGAGUGUUUACGAGAAUACUUCAAGUCUUAUGGUAAUAUUGUUGGCAUCAAUAUUGUUGCGGAUAAAGAAACCGGGAAAAAACGUGGGUUUGCCUUCAUCGAGUUCGACGAUUACGAUCCCGUCGAUAAAAUAAUUCUGCAAAAGAAUCAUACCAUAAAAAAUAAAGUUCUUGAUGUAAAAAAGGCUAUCGCUAAACAGGAUAUGGAACGCCAAGGAGGAGGUGGUGGUGGUGGACGUGGCCAAGGAGGAAGGGGUGGCGGUCGUGGAGGUGACCGUAACAAUCAAGGAUGGGGUGGUAAUAAUAGACAAAACGGAGGAAAUUGGGGAGGCAAUAGUUUUGGUAACAAUGGAAACUUUGGAGGCAGCCAAAGUGGUCCAAGCGGCCCAGGUAACUGGAAUAACCAGCCAGCACCUUGGAAUAACCAGUCUGGUAAUGAUGGCGGCUGGAAUAAUGGGGGUGGUUUUGGUGGCCCUGGAAAUGGUGCCAGUAAUGGCUGGAGUGGCAACAAUGGUGGUGGUAAUUUUGGUAGUGAUUACCAACAAAGCUAUAGUGGUGGUCCUCAAAGAGGAAAUAACUUCGGAAAUAAUCGAUCCGCACCUUAUAAUCAAUACAACAAAGGAAACGUGGGUGGACAAAGUGGUGGUUUUGGCGGUAAUAAUUACAACACCGGUGGAGGCCCAAGCGGUGGCAACAUGGGUGGUGGUAACCGAAGAUAUUAAAAGUUGAGGUAAAGUACAUAGUACAAUUUCAAACAGAGAGACAGGCAGUCUAGGCACAGGCAGGCAGGCAGGAAGAGAAAUGAAAUAAGAUGAAUAACAGAUAAUGCAGACAACUGCAGUCCAAACGCAAAUCUACAUUUGUGUAGGCAAAUAAGGAAAUUUAUACAGAUAAACUAAAUAUUUUAUUUGACAUUCACACAAGUACAAAGGAAUCAUAAAACCCGAAUAUUUGUAGUGAACAAAAUUAUUUAAUUGUAACCCACUACAUAUAAAACACAAUACCAUAGAAUACCCCAUAAAUGGAAAAGUACACUUUAUACGUACUUUGGUCGUCUUUUUUUUCAUGUUCUGUGUAUUAAAAACACCUGUCUUAACAUCUUUCACUUUUUACUAUAAUUUUACUUGUAAGACAUUUAUAAGUUUUCAUACAAAGCAUUUAAUAAUUAAAAGUAUUAAAUAUGAUACAGCAUAAUUUUGAGAAAAUUAGACGAAAAUAAACAAAACAUCAUGAAGAAACAGAACCUGCUUAACACCACCAUUUGAGUUACCCUUGUAAUUCUAGUUAUAGUUUUUAAAUUAUAAACAAAACUUGUGAAAAGAGUAUAAUAAAUUUAUGUAAGCGUGAAAUCAA
This is a messenger RNA of Bactrocera oleae (olive fruit fly), 2660 nucleotides long. Its product is annotated as heterogeneous nuclear ribonucleoprotein 87F. The record is from RefSeq and is a predicted model, not a curated record. Lineage: Eukaryota; Metazoa; Arthropoda; Insecta; Diptera; Tephritidae. Gene Ontology annotation, cellular component: catalytic step 2 spliceosome. Gene Ontology annotation, molecular function: mRNA 3'-UTR binding. Gene Ontology annotation, biological process: mRNA splicing, via spliceosome.